AUGUCAACAACAUCAAUAAAAACUUAUUCAACAAUAAAUGUAAAAGAAAAUGUGAAAAUCAAUACAAAAAUCUAUGAAUUCAAUGAACUAAAUAAUAAAAAUGAAAUGAAAUUAAUUCUUUUGAAUUUAAGUGGAUUUGAAAGAAAUUAUUUUGAAAUUAAAAAUCAAAAUCUUUAUACAAUCAAUGAAAUUGAUCGUGAAGACUUUUUAAAUUCAAAGAAAUGUUUUGAUCGAUCAUAUUGUUUGAUUGAACUUCAUAUUCUUGUUAAUGAUGGUCAACAAUAUUGGGUUAUACCAAUCCAUAUUGUCGAUGAAAAUGAUAAUAAACCACAAUUUCGAAAUUCGUUAAUUGAAUUAAAAUUUAAUGAAAAUAUUCCGAAUGGUUAUCAAAUCCCCUUUGAAGGUGCAUUAGAUAUUGAUGAAGGUUUAAAUGGACAAAUUUAUUAUAAACUCGAAUGUUUAUCAUUAGUAAAUAGACGAGAAAAUUGUUUUCCAUUAUUUGAAUUAAAAAUUCUUUCCCAAUCAAGAUUAUUAAAUCAAUAUGAUCAAUUAGCAAUAAAAUUUAAUUCAACAUCAUUAAUAUUGGAAAAUGAAGAUUUAAAAUCUGAAUAUAAAUUAAUAUUAAAUGCAUUUGAUUCUGGUAGGGAUAUACAAUUAAAUAAUUCAAUGAGAAUAAAUAUUAAAAUUGAUAAAAAACAAAUUGAUAAACCAAAAUUUACCAAAUUAAAAUACGAAUUUCUAAUAAAAACUUCUUCAUUAUCAUUAGAAAAGGGACAAAAAUUAGGAAUAAUAAACGCUAAAUCAAAUGAUAAAAAUCAAUUAAUAUUUUAUAAAAUUCUAAAUCAAACAAAUGAUAUCGAAAUCAAUUCUUUAACAGGUGAAUUAAUUUUAUUAAAUGAAAAUAUUUUAUUAAAUAAUAUAAAUGAAAUAAAUUUACUUGUUGAAUCAUUUUAUCAAUUAGAAAAGUAUUCUCAUUUAAAAUCUUUAACAAAUGUUGAAAUUUACUUUCGUUUAAUAAAUCAAAUCAAUAAUAUCUCAUUAAAUUAUUUUAAUCAAUCAAAAUCUUUAUCAAUUAUUUCCAAAUCACAAAAUAUAUUUUCUAUCGAAAAAAAUUCUUUAUUCAAUAAACAAAUUUUAUUUCAUAUAUCAAUUGAAAAUUCAUUUUAUUUAUCUGAUAAAUAUAUUCUUUAUUUACAAAAUUAUCAAACAAUAUUUUCAUUAGAAUUUAUUUCAUUAAAUCAUUUUACUUUAAUUAUUCACAACUCAUCUUUAGAAGAAUUGAAUUAUUUAUUAAAUAUUAAAAUUAAAUAUGAAUUAACAGAUGAUUUCUUACCGGAUUUAGUCAUUCAAUUAGUUUUUAUUAAUCCAUCCUUGUCUUCAAUUGGUUUUAAUCAAUCGUUGAAUAUUUGUGAAGAAAAUUUUAUUUAUUUUCUUCAUUCAAAUAAUUCAACAAGAAAAUUAAAAGUUUUUCAAACAAAUUUAAAUGUUUCGAAUUUUUCAAAUUUUAUUUAUUCAUCAGCAAAUCAAAGUCAAUUUAUAAUUAUAAAUCAAUGUCAAAUGAUAUCUGUUGAUGAUAAUGAAAAUGAUUUUUAUGCAGAUAAUUUAAUUGAUUAUGAAUUAUGUUCAUUAAUAAAUAAUAUUUGUUAUAAUAUAACAAUGAAUAAAAAUUUUUUAUUGAGAAAAAAUUCACUUAUAAAUCUUUUUUUAACAUUAAGACCAAUUGAAAUAAUGAUAUUUAUAUUUUCAUUCAUAUUUAUUAUUGGAACAAUAAUAUUAUUUAUCAUUAUUUGUCGAUUGAAAGGAAUUAAUUUGUGUUUAAAGAUAAAAAAUUAUUUAUUUUAUGGAAAAAAAUAUGGUUUAAGAAAUGCUCAACGUCUCUCAACUACAAAAAUGACUCAAAGAAUACAUUCAAUUGUUAUUCGAGAAUCUCAAUCACCUUCAAUUCAAUCAAUAAAACGUAAACCAUAUGUAUAUAAUAUAGAUGGAUUAAUUGAACAAGAAGUAAUUCCAUCUAUGAAUAUAUCACCUAAUAUACCAAUGUCGUUAUCAUGUACAUCAUCAAUUGAACGAAAUGAAAGAAUAGAAUCAAAUAUUGAAAAUGAAAGAACAUGUCGAACAUUGAUGUCAUCAUAUGGACAAGAGACAAAACAAUUAUUAGAAAUGAUGUCAUCAAAUCAUGAUUUGAAUACAUCAAGAUUAGCUUCUGAAGUCUAA
Messenger RNA from Adineta steineri, 2214 nucleotides. The record is from the annotation of a GenBank genome assembly. Lineage: Eukaryota; Metazoa; Rotifera; Eurotatoria; Adinetida; Adinetidae.